AUGUCUGGAGUCAUCUUUAAUAAUCACCAGGCAGGCGCUGGUGGCUGUCUGCACCCCAGCAAGUGCACUCGUCUGGAAAUGGACAUUAUCAUAGUCUCGUACAACUUCUUGAGCGGUCUCUAUCGCGCUAUAGAGCAAUACAAACACAGCUUUCGUCGGUUCACCGAGGGGGAUGGCCUCUUUCAGAACCUAUCUGCGCUCUUCCCUUUCUGGUCUUGUUGGGAUCAGAUGUUCCAGGCGGUCUGCCUGAAGAUGUCUUACGGUGAUGCCGGGACGGAGUUACUGAACGAGAUUGAAAAUCUUUACUUCUGUUAUAAGAGCAAGGACCUGGAUUGGAAAACCUGUCGCAGUGGCCGCUUGGGGUACACACAGAAUGGACAGGCAGCAGUUACCGGCUCUCAGUGCGACUUCUAUCUUGGCAAGAAUGCUGAGUGGGACAGCGAGUUUGAUAUUCCUAUGCUCCAACGGGGUGGUCUUCGGGCCAUCGAGGAUGGUCUUCCCGUUAAGUACUGGCCAAUCGGCACCAGGGCUGCAGGUGAGAAACCUGCGCAGCCACCAGCUUCGCGCGCUGAGAUCCCAAAUAAGAUGCGUGCUCCGGCAGCCGUUGUCUCCUCUCCUGCUGCCAGGAAGAGCGGCUAUGUCAAACGAGGCCCAGCUACUUAUGCUGCGAAUCACAAAAUAUGGCAGCACAGCAGACAAAGCUCUCCCGGAAGGACUUCGACACAGAUGACAAAGGACGCUUGGUAUCCGGGGCACCCGAACAAAGUCUUUCUCCAGAUUGGAGACUACCCCAAUCAAGAAAAUCGUCCAGUCGUAACCUCGACGAAGCCGAGCUUUAUCAGCUGGGAGGAGUACGUGACUCUCCUUGGCCACGGGCUGAUCUACGAGCACGAGUACGUGGCGGGGCUGAUGAAGUCCCUUGCGGACUCUCGCAACCCUGAAAGUGAUUGA
Messenger RNA from Aspergillus pseudoviridinutans, 951 nucleotides. RefSeq lists its product as uncharacterized. The record is from RefSeq and is a predicted model, not a curated record. The transcript is spliced from 4 exons. Lineage: Eukaryota; Fungi; Ascomycota; Eurotiomycetes; Eurotiales; Aspergillaceae. Bases 1 to 951 code for a protein of 316 amino acids.